Messenger RNA from Medicago truncatula (barrel medic), 3084 nucleotides. Its product is annotated as protein phosphatase 2C 29. The transcript has 4 exons. Lineage: Eukaryota; Viridiplantae; Streptophyta; Magnoliopsida; Fabales; Fabaceae. Bases 200 to 2539 code for a protein of 779 amino acids. Gene Ontology annotation, molecular function: protein serine/threonine phosphatase activity. Gene Ontology annotation, biological process: protein dephosphorylation. The record is from RefSeq and is a predicted model, not a curated record.
CACUCACUCACUCUCUCUCUCUCUCUACAUCUCUUUUCCUUUUUUUACUUUUUUUUUUCUUUCUUCUUUUUAAAUUUCUUUUGUUGACCCUUUACUUCACUCUUCUUCCCUCCUUCCCUCCCCUUAGUCCCUUUCGGAUUGGACUUAGGCGGUUGGGUUCAUCUGAACCGGAAAACAAAAUUACUACAUCCCUAAUGUGAUGGGAGCUGGAGUUUCCAGGUUGUGUUCUUGUUUCGAACCGGUUCAACACCGGAACAAAAAAACCGAGAACCAAGACGUUACUAUUUUCACUGAUGAACCGUUAGAUGAAACCCUAGGUCAUUCUUUCUGUUACGUUAGAUCUUCGGCCAGGUUUCUUUCUCCGACUCACUCCGAUCGCUUUCUCUCACCGGAAUCUACUUCUCUUCGGUUUUCACCAACUCAUGAAUCGGUUCUUAGAACCCGACCCGAUUUUCGUGAAACUGCUUUUAAAGCUAUUUCUGGUGCUUCUGUUAGUGCUAAUAGUUCUGUUCCGAAAGCGGUUAUUCAGUUGGAAGAAGAAUCUUCCGCCACCGUCGGAGGAGGUUGUGGUGGCGAUUUUGUCACCGGUAAGGGUAAUAUUGUAAAUGGCUUUGAAAGUACGUCGUCGUUUAGUGCACUUCCGCUUCAACCUGUUCCGAGAGGUGGUGAGGUUUAUGAAGGGAGUGGUUAUUUUCUCUCUGGUCCGAUUGAGAGUGCGCACUCCGGGCCGAUUAACGCCGGCGCCGGUGGGGAUUCCGGUGGUGUAGGCGGCGGGAGAGAUGUUCCAUUCUCGGCGCCGUUAGGGGGGAUGUAUGGAAGGAAGAAAGGUGUGUCGGGGUUUAGGAAGGCAUUUCAACGGAAGGUGUCGUCGGAGAAGAAGCGGCCUUGGGUGGUGCCGGUGUUGAAUUUUGUUGGGAGGAAGGAGGUUCCGGCAAAAGAGAAGGCAGUGGAGGUGAAAAAUGAGACUAAUGUGCAGUGGGCGUUAGGGAAGGCUGGGGAGGAUCGGGUUCAUGUGGUGGUUUCGGAGGAGCAGGGGUGGUUGUUUGUUGGGAUUUAUGACGGUUUUAAUGGACCGGAUGCGCCGGAGUUUUUGAUGGGGCAUAUGUACCGUAAUGUUCAUAAUGAGCUUCAGGGUUUGUUUUGGGAACUUGAUGAACCAAUGGAGAGUCAUAACCCUGUUGAGGUGGAAAAGGAGGGAGAAAAUUCAGGUUCUGGUUUGGUGAAUAUGGUACAACAGACUGAAAUUGGACCGGCUGUGGGAACGGAGAGUAAACGGCGUAGGUUGUGGGAAUUUUUGGCGGAAGAUCCUGAAGAUGGACUUGAUCUUUCUGGGUCGGAUAGGUUUGCGUUUUCAGUUGACGAUGCACUCAGUGUUACCAAUGCCAAUGCAGGUUCGGCAGGUAGUAGACGGUGGCUGUUGCUGUCCAGACUGAAGAACGGUUUGUCAAAGCAUAAGGAGGGUGAUGGUUUGCCAAAACAUAAGGAGGGCAAUGGUAGGAAGUUGUUACCGUGGAAUUUGGGGAAUCAGGAAGAGAAAGAAGAAAAGUCUGAGGUGGAAAACAAACCCUCUGCUUCUGACACUGGUAGUGGUGGUGGGAGGAGGCAGAAAUUGGGUCCGGUGGAUCAUGAUUUGGUUUUGAAUGCAAUGUCGCGGGCGCUUGAAGCGACAGAACUUGCGUAUUUGGAUAUGACGGAAAAGCUUCUGGAUACAAAUCCUGAACUUGCUUUGAUGGGUUCAUGUCUGUUGGUUGUUUUGAUGAGGGAUGAGGAUGUGUAUGUUAUGAAUGUUGGGGAUAGUCGUGCAAUUGUAGCACAUUAUGAGCCCAAGGAGGAUCAGGGUACUUCCAAUGUGGAAUCUGCAAGCAAGGGAGAUGUUCGUGUUGGUUCCAGCAGUGAGAGCAUAGUUGAAGAGUCCUUUGCUUUAGAUGGAACUCAAACUGAAACCACAAUCAAGGUCGGCAAUGAGGGUUCUGCUCAAGAAAUGAGGUUGGCGGCAUUGCAGCUGUCUACUGACCACAGCACCAGCAUUAAAGAAGAAAUCAUUAGAAUUAAAAAUGAGCAUCCUGAUGAUCCCCGUUGCAUAGUCAACGAUAGAGUUAAAGGUCGUCUUAAGGUCACCAGAGCAUUUGGGGCAGGAUCUUUGAAACGGCCGAAGUUGAAUGAUGCCGUACUGGAAAUGUUUCGUAAUGAAUUUAUUGGAACUGCCCCAUACAUAUCCUGCUUCCCUUCAGUACGUCACCAUAGAUUAUGCCCAAGGGAUCAGUUCCUGAUCCUCUCAUCUGAUGGUUUGUAUCAAUAUCUAAACAAUGAAGAAGUUGUUUCUCAAGUUGAGAGCUUCAUGGAAAAGUUUCCAGACGGAGAUCCUGCCCAACAUUUAAUUGAAGAGCUGCUCCUCCGUGCAGCCAAGAAAGCUGGAAUGGAUUUUCAUGAAUUGCUGGAUAUCCCACAAGGAGAUCGGAGGAAGUAUCAUGAUGAUGUUACUGUUAUGGUGAUAUCCCUUGAAGGAAGAAUCUGGAAAUCGUCAGGGAAAUAUCUGUGAGGCGUUCAACUUUCUGUUGGCUUUAUACAUGUGACAACAAUUUUUCCACCUGGGAUUGCCCUAAAGAUGAUGUCAUAGCUUCACAGCUGAUCCAUUUUUCAUGGAUCUGGAUAUUUUCCUGGUGUUGCAACAAAAAAGUUAACUCCUAGGAAUCUCAGAUUUUAAUGGCAAGAGGCAACUGUUACAACUCUUCCUUGGACAUCGCAGACAGGCUUAUGGAAAUUUUCUUUAGGCGUGGAAAAGGAAGUGCAGUCUUUUAAACUGUUUCUUUUUCCGUUCACCAUUUCCGCACCCGUCCAUCUUUUUUGCAGUUAUUAUAGAGAUGAAAAAUGAUAGAAAUUUUGCACAGCGAAGGUCCUUUCUAUUUUUUAAUUUUUUUUCUUCCUUUGGCUCCUUUGGCUGAGCCAAGUAAAAUGUUGGUGUAUAUUGGUGGGGAUACAAGUGUACCGAUUUAACUGGAGCUGUUCUUAGUCAGAAAUAUGACAAUCUGUAGCCGGGGGUGGAUUUCCACCAUAUCAAAUUAGACUUGGGAGAUUCAAAAUGGA